UCUGUUUUGGCAUUUAGGGCGGGACGCGGGAGAUUAAAGUAACAAUAAAAAUUAUAUCACCUUUUCUCUUUUCUUCCCCUUUUUAUAUAUUUUUCUCGUUUCCGGUCGAACAAACCUUGUUCCUCUCUUUUGCACGAUCUCUACCCCUCAAAAAGAGGUUGUUCUGUGAAGCGAAAAGGCAGAGCUUGAUUUGGAAGAAAUGGGAUAUAUUGGGGCACAUGGUGUGAAUGCUUUGCACAGAUACAAGUAUAGUGGUGUGGAUCACUCCUUGGUCUCCAAAUAUGUCUUGAAUCCCUUCUGGACGCGCUUUGUUAAUUUCUUUCCCCUAUGGAUGCCGCCAAACAUGAUAACACUUACAGGGUUCAUGUUCUUGCUCACAUCUGCGCUGCUUGGCUAUAUAUAUUCACCAAGAUUGGAUUCUGCUCCACCUAGAUGGGUCAAUUUUGCUCAUGGAUUGCUUCUUUUCCUAUACCAGACCUUUGAUGCUGUUGAUGGGAAGCAAGCCAGACGAACAAAUUCCUCAAGUCCACUGGGGGAACUUUUUGACCAUGGAUGUGAUGCCCUUGCAUGUGCGCUUGAAGCGUUGGCUUUUGGGAGCACUGCAAUGUGUGGAAGGAACACUUUCUGGUUCUGGGUGAUUUCAGCUGUUCCAUUUUACUUUGCAACUUGGGAGCAUUACUUCACCAAUACCCUAAUACUUCCUGCCUUGAAUGGGCCCACAGAGGGUCUCAUGCUGAUAUAUUUGAGUCAUUGUUUCACAGCUUUUGUUGGUUCUGAGUGGUGGGCUCAACCAUUUGGAAAUUCUUUGCCUGUUCUGAGCUGGAUCCCUUUUCUAAGUGAAAUUACGAUGGCCAACGCUGUGUUGUUUCUAAUGAUAGCUUUCGCUGUUCUCCCAACAGUAACAAUCAAUGUUAUGAAUGUUUAUAAGGUCGUCCAGGCAAGGAAAGGCAGCAUGCUAUUGGCACUGGCGAUGCUUUAUCCUUUUGCUGUUCUUUUGGGAGUAGUUUUGGCAUGGGAUUAUUUGUCACCUGCUGGCAUCAUGAGGAACUAUCCACAUUUAGUCGUAAUGGGAACUGGGCUUGCUUUUGGGUACCUUGUGGGAAGAAUGAUUCUUGCUCACUUGUGUGAUGAGCCAAAGGGCUUGAAAACUGGAAUGUGCAUGUCAUUGUUGUAUCUCCCAUUUGCCAUUGCAAAUGCACUCACAGCUAGACUGAACGACGGUGUUCCAUUGGUUGAUGACAGUUUGGUUCUCCUUGGUUACUGUGCAUUUACAGUGACACUCUAUCUUCACUUUGCAACAUCAGUCAUUCAUGAAAUUACGACAGCCUUGGGAAUCUAUUGCUUCAGGAUAACUAGGAAAGAAGCUUGAGUUCUGGUUGUGUUGACUUUUGGUUCUGCCAGCAAGUCAAGAAUGAUGCAGGUCAAGUGAAGUUUUCCGUUGAUAUAGUUUUUUGUAUACGAAGUGUAGUAAAGAAUGCAUUGAUCAAGAUCCAAUUUAUUUUCAUUGCACUGUUGUACUAGAUUAUUUUGUUGACUUUAAGAAUAGAGUAGAGAGCAUUCAAGUAUCUUUCUUGUUCACUUGCUGCAUCAUUUGGAAUUUAUAAAAAUAGAUGUUUUUUUGAAAA
This is a messenger RNA of Rosa rugosa (rugosa rose), 1625 nucleotides long. Its product is annotated as choline/ethanolaminephosphotransferase 1. Gene Ontology annotation, biological process: phospholipid biosynthetic process. Gene Ontology annotation, cellular component: membrane. The record is from RefSeq and is a predicted model, not a curated record. Bases 200 to 1369 code for a protein of 389 amino acids. The transcript is spliced from 20 exons. Gene Ontology annotation, molecular function: phosphotransferase activity, for other substituted phosphate groups. Lineage: Eukaryota; Viridiplantae; Streptophyta; Magnoliopsida; Rosales; Rosaceae.